AUGGCAGAUGAUGAAUCGCGUAACGUCAUCUCGACCCGACAGCAGGCAACAACGGUGCAAGACCUACGAGAUAAUCGUUUAGCCGACGGCUCCAAGAAGUGCUACCGCGGUGGACUGCGGCAUAUUGUUGCGUGGCUGCGUGUAGCAGGUCGAACCGGUUCAAUAAACCCAGACGGAUCUAUCAACCUUGACGUCUUCACUUAUGAAGACUUCACAGAGUUUGUACUGCACAACGUGACCGCUUUGGUCGUAGCCUCAGUCAGCUCGUUGGUUCUUCUCUGCCUGUCAAUCAACACGAUUGGAACCCACUCCUUGAGAAAAGUAGCAGCUACUUACGCUAUUGCUGGCAGUACGUCGGGGCCUUCAAUCUUCAACGUUUGCAUCAGGUGUGGCUGGUCAAUCGGCAGCGUGGUUGAGCGGUACGUGCAUUACGAUGGCGCAGGGGAUCAAUACGUUGGGCGCGUUGGGGCUGGACUUCCUCUGGGCAGUGGUGACUUUGCGGUGCUGCCUCCUCACUUCAUUGUUGGCAGCGAUGAUGCCGUGAGUGCCUCCGGCCAACUGGUAUUUCCGCGACUGUGGCGCCAUGAAGAACUACGAGGAGUCUUGAAGAGCUGUCUGGCAUCAUUGAUCUACCACAAGACGUUCCUCGAGAAUGCUUUCCAUCGAAUCACCCCUUGCUGUCCAGUGUUCUUUUUUUUGGGGACCCAUUGA
Messenger RNA from Aphanomyces astaci, 711 nucleotides. RefSeq lists its product as hypothetical. Gene Ontology annotation, molecular function: DNA binding. Bases 1 to 711 code for a protein of 236 amino acids. The transcript is spliced from 2 exons. NCBI's taxonomy places the organism in Eukaryota, Oomycota, Saprolegniomycetes, Saprolegniales, Verrucalvaceae. The record is from RefSeq and is a predicted model, not a curated record.